Manis javanica (Malayan pangolin) is the source of this 1175-nucleotide messenger RNA. The record is from RefSeq and is a predicted model, not a curated record. Lineage: Eukaryota; Metazoa; Chordata; Mammalia; Pholidota; Manidae.
UCGGGGCUGGGGGGGCGGGGGUGUCCUCUCCCCCCGACCCCCUCCGUUCUCCUGAGCCCGGCCCGCUCGCGGCUUCCCGAGGCUGCCUCGGGCUCUCCGUUCCCGGGGUCUCUCUUUCCCCACCUGCCUCUCUCUCCGGGUCUCCCCCUCUCCUGCUGCCCCUGCCUGUGGGUCUCCGGGCCCCGUGUGCUGCUUAGGCUGCUCUCCCCUCGGCGUCCCCCCCAUUGACGCCCCCCUGCAUCCUUGUCUCCCCGUUAAGCCCUUGCCCCAUCCAGAGCUCCCCCCGCCCCCCCGUCUCUGUCUGUCUCUCCCCGUCUGUCCCUCCUCCCCCUCCCUGGAUGACUCUCCCCCCGUCCCCUCUUCCCUUCUGGCACCCGGAUCCUGACCUCCCCCACGCCCCUCUCUCCCCCAGUGCCUCGCCUUCCCCCUCGGGCCCCGGGUCCUUCUCUCUCGGGGUAUUUCUCUGCGUGUGGCGUCUCUCCCCAACUUCCUCCCGCUACCAGCCGCUGCCUCCCCCAAUCCCUCCUCCCCCAUCUCUGCCUCCGAGUCUCCGGGCCUCUCGCUCGCUCCCCAGCUUCUUUCUGCCACCCAGACCCUGCCCCCCGCUCCCUCCCCCCUCUCCUCUCCGUGGCCCCCCCGUCCCCAGCCGCUCCCCUCCCCCUCCCUCCUCCCUCCCUCCCUCCUCCAGCUCCGCACUUUACCCAGCGACACGAGAACCAAAUUGUCUGCUCACCUUUCUCCCCCAUCCCGACCCCCGCUCCCCUGGGGCCGGAACUCGGAGCUGGCCCCCAGCCUCCCCCCUGCCUCCACAGCCCCUCUCCCCAAACGCCUCGUCCCACCCCCCCAGCCAGUCGGACGCCUGGGUCCCUCGCUGCUGGGGGAGGGGCGCAGAGAACUGGGAGCCACGGGGUUCUUCUGGGGGGUGCCGACAGGGGGGCUCAGUGUCCCCUCCGCAGCACCGGAGAGCUGACCUGUCGUUCAGAGCUGGCGGCCAUGGCCGCGCUCUGACCCACCGCCCGCCACCGCGCGCCCCAGCCCGGCCCCGGCCCGGCCCGCUUCCUCCUGCGCUGUGCCCCCCCCGCCGCCGGCACGGCCCCGCCCCCGCUGCCCCGGUGGUGGCCCCCGGCCCCCCGGCUGCCCGUGGUCAAACUGGAGUCGCUGAAGCGUGCUGCUGA